AUGAAACUCACAGAAAACACAAAAGGAGAUAAGAAGAAGGAGGAUAUAAGUAUCAAUCAAAUGUCAACAGACAAGACAUCAACACCAUCAUCACCAAUAUCAGGUGCUGAUACAACAACAACAACAUCAUCAUCAUCAUUAUCAUGUCAUUUCAAUACAACAAAGAGAUCACCAUUAACAACUGCACAAUGGGUAUAUUUGUUGGUGGCACAAGGUGUCGUGGCAGGCAUCGUCAACUUCUUUGUCAAUCUCUUCAUCACAUGGAUCAUCUACUCUAAGGAGUCUGGUGCACUGAUCGACUUUUCAGGCCAACUGACCUGCAUCCUAUCCGAUAUCAUCGUCACAUCAUUCCUUCUACCCGUGAUCAUGUGUCUAAUUGGUUCAAUUCUAGUCACACUCGAUCUUCGCAAAGGCAAACUGAUCAAGCCAAUCGAUAGACGAUGGUUAGACUCUGCAUUUGUCUGUUGGAUACCUCAAGGUAUAUAUUAUAGAUGUAUAUUACUACGAGCUGUUAUAUUUGGAAUGCUUGGAGUGUUGUUGUUCGCUCCACCUACACUUAUUGCAUUGUUUUUGGCGACAAGACCUGGAGGAGGAGACAUGCUCAUCAAGUGGACGUUCUAUAUAUUCAAAGGAUCAUGGUGUGCACUGUUUGCAUUCGUAGUGGCACCUUGUAUAGCAUUCAUUCUGGCGGCAUCUUAUGAGCCCAAUCAAUCUUUCCUCAGACGGACAUCAUAUUCACCAUCAUCGCCGUCGUCGAUAUCCUUAUCACCAUCAUCAGACAACAAGGUUUAA
Molecule: messenger RNA, 792 nt
Organism: Acytostelium subglobosum LB1
Lineage: Eukaryota; Evosea; Eumycetozoa; Acytosteliales; Acytosteliaceae
Exons: 2
Coding region: 1-792 (263 amino acids)
Source: RefSeq, a predicted model, not a curated record